Lucilia cuprina (Australian sheep blowfly) is the source of this 1511-nucleotide messenger RNA. Its product is annotated as short-chain dehydrogenase/reductase family 16C member 6. Gene Ontology annotation, molecular function: oxidoreductase activity, acting on the CH-OH group of donors, NAD or NADP as acceptor. Bases 321 to 1271 code for a protein of 316 amino acids. Lineage: Eukaryota; Metazoa; Arthropoda; Insecta; Diptera; Calliphoridae. The record is from RefSeq and is a predicted model, not a curated record. Gene Ontology annotation, cellular component: lipid droplet. The transcript is spliced from 6 exons.
ACAAGACACUAUAAGACUUUACGUAUUGCAAGCUCAGUCAGUGUAUUGAAGAUUUUAUAAAACAAAAUCAGUUUUCGUUUGACAGUCGGACGAGGCGGUUGAAAAUAAACAAGAAAAACCGAAAGACACCAAACAACACAAAUAUAACGUUGUAUAGCGGAAGAAACUAAAGUGGAAGAAAAAGGAAGCUUUACAUGUUUUGCCAGUAGACAAACAAAUUAUAAUUUGGAAAAAAAAGAGAAAAAUAUCAAUAAAAUUAUAAAGUAAUAUACAGAAAUAAGUAAUAUAAAUAAAUUGAGUCAUCAUCAACAUCGUUAGACAUGAUUGAACAAGAAGUUAUACACACUAAUUCCGUUUCGAAACGAAUUUUUGAUUUUAUACAAAAUGUCCUUGAAUUUGUUAUUGUUUUUAUGAAAAUGCUGCUAGGAGCACUACAAGCCAUCAUGGAAACUAUACUGCCAAAGAAAUUAAAGGAUGUUAGUGGGGAAAUAGUAUUAAUUACCGGAGCUGGUCAUGGCAUUGGACGUGAAUUGGCUUUACAUUAUACAGCUCACUAUAGCACCGUUGUUUGUGUGGAUAUAAAUGAAAAAUCUAAUGAAGACACGGUCAAAAGUGCCAAAAGAUUAAAUAAAGGAGCAGUUUUUAGUUACACAUGUAAUGUUACGGAUCGUGAAGCUGUUUUAAAUUUAGCCCAAAAAGUUAAAGAAGAAGUUGGGCCUGUUUCCGUACUAAUUAAUAAUGCCGGCAUCAUGCCAAUUAAUCCAUUGGAAAAACAAACAGCUGAAGAUAUACGCCGAACUUUCGAUAUCAAUGUAUUUUCACACUUUUGGACCUUGGAAGCUUUUCUACCCCAUAUGAAAGAACAAAAUCGUGGUCACAUAGUAGCCAUGUCUUCAAUAUCUGGUCUUGUGGGACUACCCAAUCUGGUGCCAUAUUCAGCAACAAAAUUUGCCGUUAGAGGUCUAAUGGAAUCAUUGUAUACAGAGUUAAGAAGUGGACCCUAUAAAAAUUUGAUAAAAACCACGACCAUUUGUCCUUAUAUGACCAACACUGGUUUGUGCAAAAAUGCAAAAGUACGCUUUCCUUCGAUAUUUGGUUUAUUAGAUCCCAAAGAAGUUGCGGCACAAAUUGUCCAAGCUCAACGUUCGGAUGAAAACGAAGUUACUGUUCCCUCUUAUUGGUAUCAUGUUAAUAGAUUUUGUCGUCUUUUGCCUCUGGAAUCGGCUGCCCUAUUAAUGGAUUAUGUUGAUAGUGGCGUUCAAGCUGAAUAAAAUCCUUAAAAUCAUAAUUCAACAAAUAUUAAGAACAAUUAUUUAACAUUUAAGUAUUAAUAAUAGAUCUUAUGUAAGAACAUCGCUUUUUCAUUUUAAGGGUUUGAUUUAGACUUUUGUAUUUCAUUUCAUACAAUAAAUUUUAAGUUGUAAAAAUUUAAUUUGUGUAUAAGAUUUUUUAUACGAAUUUUAAAUAUGUUUAAGCUAAAUAUACAAAAUAAAGAAACCGCCAAAGGAAAA